AUGGAAGCUACUGCAUCAACAAGCUGUCAAACUUCGGAAACUGCGUUAACACCUAGUAUGUAUGCAAUAAUUAAAAUUGUACCUCAUACAGAGGAAAAGCUCUAUCUUGCUCAAUUAAAGAUUAGUUAUAAUUUUAUUAAUAAAAAAAUAAAAAUAACAGAUACCACCAUUCAAAUUAUCGAUGCUAAUGAACUUGCAAAUGACAAUGAAAUACUGCUUGAUGGACUGUUUGACAAAUUCGAUCAAUUUAUAACUAAAUUACGUGAAGAUCUAGAUACAAAUUCAUCAAUCCCCAAAGAACUUUUACCAUCAGAGGCUAUACAAUUG
This is a messenger RNA of Racocetra fulgida, 327 nucleotides long. The record is from the annotation of a GenBank genome assembly. Lineage: Eukaryota; Fungi; Glomeromycota; Glomeromycetes; Diversisporales; Gigasporaceae.